AUGUCUCCGCCACUGCUGGUUACUGAAGAUGAAGGGCAGAGCAAUGCCUCAAUGGUAGUUGCUGCAUCUUCACCAUCCUUGGAGUGUUUCCCUCCAAACGAGGCUAGAUUGAAAGAACGCAAUUACCUGAGAUUGUCAGAUUGCUCUUCGGUGGACAGUUCUACUGUCCCAAGCUUGUCUGGUGAGAAAAAGAACCUGAUUUUGAAGGCUACCGAGUUGAGGCUGGGCCUUCCUGGAUCCCAGUCACCUGAAAGGGAUCAAGAUCUUUUCCCAUUGACCUCAACAAAACUUGACGAGAAACCACUGUUCCCUUUGCUUCCUACAAAGGAUGGAAUCUGCACUUUGUCUCAGAAAACUGUGGUCUCAGGCAACAAGAGAGGUUUUGCUGACACAAUAGACACUGAGUUUCCUGGCAAUGCAGGAAUAAACAUGAUGCUGUCACCUAAACCUUCUGGGACUCAGCCAACCACAGUGAAAGAAAUACCAAACAAGGUGUUACAAGAGCGUCCUUCUGCAGCAAAUGGAACUGGUCUUAAUCAUACAGGAGCUUCUAUCAGUGGCAGUGGACCUGCUUCUAAGGCACAAGUUGUUGGUUGGCCUCCUAUAAGAUCAUUUAGGAAAAACUCAUUGGCCACCACUUCAAAGAACAAUGAUGAGGUAGAUGGAAAACCAGGUCUAGCCGCACUCUUUGUGAAGGUCAGCAUGGAUGGUGCUCCCUAUCUGAGGAAGGUAGAUCUAAGAAAUUAUACAACGUACCAGGAACUGUCUUCUGCCCUUGAGAAGAUGUUCAGCUGUUUCACUCUAGGUCAAUGUGGUGGUUCCCAUGGAGUGUCAGGAAGAGAAAUGUUGAGUGAGAGCAAGCUGAAGGACCUCCUGCAUGGUUCGGAAUACGUACUCACUUAUGAAGAUAAAGAUGGUGACUGGAUGCUUGUUGGAGAUGUACCAUGGGAUAUGUUCAUUGACACAUGCAAAAGGCUUAAAAUCAUGAAGGGUUCUGAUGCCAUUGGCUUAGUAGCGGUGCCCGGUUUUUCUAUUAUUCGCAGCUCCCAGGGCCAUGGAAAAAUCCAGGAGCAGGAGCUAGUUGGUAUUGUUGACUGCGUUUUGUCUGCUAUACUGAAGUUGCUGGAUAUGAUAAAGGUGUGGAAAGAGAACUAUGGUAUAAAUCUGAAUGCCGGGUUUUGA
Sphenostylis stenocarpa is the source of this 1182-nucleotide messenger RNA. The record is from the annotation of a GenBank genome assembly. NCBI's taxonomy places the organism in Eukaryota, Viridiplantae, Streptophyta, Magnoliopsida, Fabales, Fabaceae.